This is a messenger RNA of Folsomia candida, 700 nucleotides long. RefSeq lists its product as uncharacterized. NCBI's taxonomy places the organism in Eukaryota, Metazoa, Arthropoda, Collembola, Entomobryomorpha, Isotomidae. The record is from RefSeq and is a predicted model, not a curated record. Bases 102 to 605 code for a protein of 167 amino acids. The transcript has 4 exons.
UAAAGGGUGAAAAUGCAUCCAAGUAUUCACCUUGUCUCCUUCUUCCUGAAGCCAAAACUGAAUAUUAACUACGUACACAAUUAAAACUGAAUUUCUAAAAAAUGGCAUAUUUGAAAUUUGUGCUUUGCUCUUUAGCCGUGGUCAUAUUUUCAGGAGUUGCAGUCCAUGCAGCAACAUUGGAUCGCCAAAUCGAGUACCCUGAAAUGCGAGUGAUCGGAACAAUUGGGAGCAAGACGUUUUACACGACCUUAAACUCUACUUUUGCAGUCAGGUGGGACGCAGCCAGGCAAAUUUGUCGACAGUCGGGCAUUCAAUUCGCCAUCUUUCAAUCCGACGCUGAGUUUGAUUUUGUUCGAGCUAACGUUGCCCCCUCAUCACAACUUUGGAUUGACGCGAGCAUGCGAGAAAUGGAGACUCUGACUGGGAGGGCGGCCUUCGUUUACGGCGAUGGUUCCGACGUGUCGACGAAGAACGUCAUGAUUUACCCUGCGAACUGGGUGUGCCUCUACUUCUCCGCGGAUGACCACAUUUUCUCAGGAAUGUGCGCUGAACAAAGAGGAGUCCUCUGCCACAUGAACAACGCUGAUGGAACCAAUUCCCAAUAAUUUCUUGCUUCAUGCAACCUUUCAAACACAAUUAAAUUCAAAAUUAUACUAUAACAAUUUUCGAUCAAUGAAUAAAAUGACGGCGCAAUAAUCAA